Messenger RNA from Carya illinoinensis, 1542 nucleotides. Its product is annotated as agamous-like MADS-box protein AGL61. The record is from RefSeq and is a predicted model, not a curated record. The coding region runs from base 787 to 1416 and encodes 209 amino acids. Lineage: Eukaryota; Viridiplantae; Streptophyta; Magnoliopsida; Fagales; Juglandaceae. The transcript has a single exon. Gene Ontology annotation, biological process: positive regulation of transcription by RNA polymerase II. Gene Ontology annotation, molecular function: DNA-binding transcription factor activity, RNA polymerase II-specific; RNA polymerase II cis-regulatory region sequence-specific DNA binding; protein dimerization activity.
CUUCUCUAGGGUUUUCAAGUAUCUAUAUUUAUACGAAAAAAGUUUCUUGCAAUCACGGCAGACCCUUGCACGUAAAUCAUCUUCAACCUAGGACUAGGGUGGCCGCAUCCCAGAUCUCUACUCUUGUACGCUCAAGAGCUUCGCCGCCUAGCCAUAGCUUCCUCCCAAAAGCCACCUUCAGCCCCUCCACUGUGAUGCACUACGGUUGCACCACGCUACCGUACUGAAGCCGCUAGCAACCAUUACAUGUACACCACGCAACACCCGUUGCAGCACACGUAGCAACCGCCACCAGCGGCUGUUUAGCAACCCAGACGAGAUCCACCAGCGUACGAACGACCACCCAACUACACCGAGAGCCAAGCACGUCGGAAACCAUUGUGAGUCACCGCCUGCACCAGUUUCCUCAGCCACGGGAAACACCACACGGCAUGAGCAACCCACGCGUUGCAUGCUCUUCCCGCGUCCAAGAGCCACCACGGUGAUCACCUCCGCAAGCCCAACGCCUCCACUCACACAAACCAACGUACAGCACCUGUUUUUAGCAACCAAAAUAGAGCAUCUUUCUCCGUCGACCACCAUCAAAUCACAGAGCCCUUUCCGCAACUCCCAGCCGCCCCGCCUUCGAGUUGCACCACGCGUAGCCUCUUGGUAAGCUCCACCAUCGCAAGGUUUUGGGUAAGUCUCCGUCGGUCUCUCUCUCUCCCUCCCUCUCCCUCCUUUUCUCCGUGCCGUUUUAGACUAUGAUCUCCUUGUCAUAAUAUCAUAGGUAUUCUGCUGCAUGCCAUGGUUAUACAGAAGAAGAUGAGCGAAGGCAAGAAAACCAGAGGCCGACAAAGGAUAGAAAUCAAGGAACUGGCGGAUGAAAGCAAAAAACAGGUAACUUUCUCGAAGCGCCGUGCCGGCCUCUUCAAGAAAGCCGGCGAGCUAUGUGUCUUAUGUGGCGCGGAAGUGGCCAUCAUCGUGUUCUCUCCGCAUAAUAACGUGUUCUGCUUCGGCCACCCAGAUGUUGAAACUGUCCUCGAUCGCUAUCUCACUGGAAAUCAUGCAUCCUUCUCGCACAGUUCGUCUCUGCAUGAUCAGAACCUUAGUAACGUUAAUGUGCCAGCAGCGGAGUUCAUGAACAUACAAUAUGCGGAGGCGCAGGAGGAGUUGGAAACGGAGAAGAAGAGACUAGCGGAGAUAGAGGAGGAGGUGAAGAGGAGGAAGAUGGAGAACAAUGGCGAGUACUUGUGGUGGGAGGAGCCGCUGGAUGAGAAUAUGGGGUUGGAAGAGAUGGAGCACUACAUGAGUGCUUUGCAAGAGAUGCGAUGGAGAGUGGGGAGCAGGCUUGAAGAAAUUAGGAUGAUGAGAUCUGCUACUGCUAGCAUCAGUACUGAUGCUUGCGCCUGGGAUUGGGGAACCAUGUUGGUUUGAGGAUUAAUGGCGUCUUCCAUCGUUAUUCAGAUUUGGAGAUCAGGUAGUACUGAUGCGUGCAUGCCAGCCAGUAGUUUUGUACGUACGUUGGUCGAUCGCCAUGCAUAUAUAGAUCGAUCGUCUUGG